Molecule: messenger RNA, 1324 nt
Organism: Dermacentor albipictus
Lineage: Eukaryota; Metazoa; Arthropoda; Arachnida; Ixodida; Ixodidae
Source: RefSeq, a predicted model, not a curated record
AUGUCUUUAAAAACCGACAAUGACAUUCACAGUUUGGCUGGAGGCUUGUAUCAGCAGCAGUCAUGCCUUGAACCGCCAAAUGGACACAGUAGCCUGGAGCUGGUACGUUCACCGUUUGCUGGAGCUCGAUUCAUAUUCUCUCUCAUUUGCGACUUUCAGGUUGAAUGCAAUCUUGAAGAGGAGCACAUUGAGGCAUUAGACCUUACAGUGCAAAAGGUGUGCCAGAAAGAAGAAUCAGCCACACCAUGCUUCAUAACACCAGCAGGAAAUUUGCCAUGCCUAUCGCACCGUGCUGCAGGACCAGACUCUAGGGUUUGCUUUUUUGGGGGAUUCGACACAGUUUCCUUAACACCCGGUGCAGUGAGAGAUCUCUGUGGCGUUUCAGACAAUGUUUUCUCGCUCCUGUUAAGUCUCCUGCCUCACACGAGAGAUAAGGGUACUGAUGUCAGCCUUCCGAACAAACUUUUAAUAUUUCUAUUCAAAAUGAAGCACGGAGUGCCUUUUAGUGCAAUUGCAGUAAUUUUUGGCAUUCAUGAAACAACAGCAGCACGAACGUUUCAUGCAGUUCUGGGCACGCUUGCGGGUGCUACAAGAAAGUGGAUAUAUAAGCCACAUAUGCAAGUGAUACGGGAUACACGUCCAGAGUGUUUUAAGGUCAACUAUCCUGACUGCACACUCAUUGUCGAUUGCACUGAAGUGCGCACAGAAACACCAUCAGAGGUGAGGCAACAACAUGUCCUCUACUCCACGUACAAAAGUGGCUUUACAUUGAAAUUUUUAGUUGCGAUUGCCCCCUCUGGCCUCAUUGUAUUCAAGUCCAAAUCCUAUGGUGGGCGUUGCUCAGACACACAAAUCGUGCUGGAAUCAGGAUUCCUUGAAAUAAUUGGUCAGCAUGAUGUUAUUCUUGCUGAUAAGGGUUUUCCUGGAAUACUAGCAGGUGUAGCAGGUAAAAGUGCCGUACUGAUUAUGCCACCAUUCUCAACUGGCAACCAGCCUUUCUCACCUGCAGAACUGCAAGAAACAUACAAUGUUGCUCAAGUGCGCGUGCAUGUAGAGAGAGUGAUACAGCGCAUAAAAACUCAUGGAAUUUUGGAGCACCGUAUUCCUGUCAGUUUGAUUCCUGCCAUGAGUGAAAUUUUUCAUAUGUGCUGCAUUUUGGCAAAUCUGCAAAGUCCAAUAAUUCAAAGCAACACAAAGUAAGGUGCUUUAUUUUCACUGUGAUACACAAGCACAGAGUAUCAAACAUAUUUUUGGCAUAAGCACUGCUACCACCUUUUACAAAAUUGUACUAUUUAAAGGCCAACUUCCCCACAGAGAUUUUGAA